AUGACAGAUGCUUCCAAUGGUGCGGCUGAUGUAACGUCCCUCGACCAGGAUUUGCAAGAACUCAGACGCAACAAAUUCUCGCCUCAGUCAAUCCAGGAGAUCAGUGAAUGGAUAUUCGGUACGCUGUUAGGGGAAAAGUUCAACACUCGAGACGCAGCUCAACUUUUAAGCAGGCUAAAGGACGGCACUGUCUUGUGCCAACUAGCAAAUAAACUUAUUGAGGCCGAUGGAUCUGACGUUUCGAAUCGUUUAAAAUAUAAAGCUUCAAAAAUGCCAUUUGUGCAGAUGGAGCAAAUCUCACAGUUCUUAUCAUUUGCGAGACUUUACGGGGUGCCUGAAGAUGAGCUCUUCCAAACCGUGGAUCUGUUUGAGGAGAAAGACCCUGCUUCUGUUUUUCAAACUCUCAUAUCAUUGUCCCGCUAUGCUAACAAAAGACACCCUCAAGAGUUCCCUGUCAUUGGACCACAAUUAGCGACCAAAAAACCCCGCCCUCUGAAGGCUGCGAAACCGACACAUCUGCAAGCAGCAAGAUGGAGCACCAUGGAAUAUGGGUCAAUGAAAGGCGCCUCGCAGUCCACGGAGGGUGUGGUUUUUGGCCAAAGAAGAGAUAUUACCAAAUGA
This is a messenger RNA of Lachancea lanzarotensis, 621 nucleotides long. It is a transcript of the gene SCP1, whose product is annotated as LALA0S14e01420g1_1. Gene Ontology annotation, molecular function: protein binding. The coding region runs from base 1 to 621 and encodes 206 amino acids. The record is from RefSeq and is a predicted model, not a curated record. Lineage: Eukaryota; Fungi; Ascomycota; Saccharomycetes; Saccharomycetales; Saccharomycetaceae. The transcript has a single exon.